This is a messenger RNA of Salarias fasciatus (jewelled blenny), 984 nucleotides long. RefSeq names its product popeye domain cAMP effector 3 (gene popdc3). Lineage: Eukaryota; Metazoa; Chordata; Actinopteri; Blenniiformes; Blenniidae. The record is from RefSeq and is a predicted model, not a curated record. Bases 52 to 984 code for a protein of 310 amino acids. Gene Ontology annotation, biological process: regulation of membrane potential; heart development; skeletal muscle tissue development. Gene Ontology annotation, cellular component: sarcolemma. Gene Ontology annotation, molecular function: cAMP binding. The transcript is spliced from 3 exons.
CCGGUUCGUCCUGAGCGGAUCCCCGGAGCCCCUCCACCCGCCCCCGCCGUCAUGGAGCCCCCGGACUUCGAAGCCCUGAACUUCACGGUGCAGGCGGCGGCUCCGGCGUACCCGCUGUGCGCGGCGUGGCGCGCGGGCUCGGAGGGCUCGGUGUUCCACCUGGCGCACGUGCUGCUGCUGCUGGGCUUCAUGGGCGGCAGCGGCUUCUACGGGCUGCUGUACCUGCUGUCGCUGCUCAGCCUGGGCUUCUUCUGCGCCGCGCUGUGGGCCUGGACCGACCCCUGCUCCACCGAGCCCUUCCUCUGGACCUUCGCGCUCUUCUGCGCGUGCGUGGCGCAGCUGCUGCACGUGUCGUACCGCCUGCGGAGCGUGUCCUUCGACCGGGACUUCCAGGAGCUGUACGGCGUCCUGUUCCAGAGGCUCGGCGUGUCGCUCACCUGCUUCGGGAAGAUCGUGUCGUGCUGCGAGGCGCAGGUCCAGGUCCUGGACAGGGACCACUGCUUCGCUGUGGAGGGCAAGACCCCCAUCGAGAGGCUGUCUGUGCUGCUGUCUGGAAGGAUCCGGGUGACGGUGAACGGGGAGUUCCUGCACUACAUCCACCCCUUCCAGUUCCUGGAUUCCCCCGAGUGGGACUCUCUCCGACCCUCGGAGGAGGGCGUCUUCCAGGUGACCCUGCGGGCCGACGCCCCCUGCCGCUACGUCUCCUGGAGGAGGAAGAAGCUCUACCUGCUCUUCGCCAAGCACCGCUACAUCGCCAAGAUCUUCGCUCUGGUGGUUCGGAACGACAUCGCCGACAAGCUGUACUCCCUGAACGACAAGGCCUUCGACAAGUCGGGGCACCGCUACGACCUGCGCCUGCCCAGCUACUGCCACGCGCCCGGCGCCGGCGCCGACAGGCCGGACGACCUGCUGCAGGUGCCGGUGCAGGGCGGACGGACGCCACGAGAACGCCACUCGCAGCGCGUGGAGGAGGGAGCCAGCUAG